Molecule: messenger RNA, 1313 nt
Organism: Rosa chinensis
Lineage: Eukaryota; Viridiplantae; Streptophyta; Magnoliopsida; Rosales; Rosaceae
Product: putative F-box/LRR-repeat protein 9
Exons: 2
Coding region: 200-1255 (351 amino acids)
Molecular function (GO): protein binding
Source: RefSeq, a predicted model, not a curated record
CUGAAUACUCUUCAUUCUCCAGUCAAAAUACCUUUGGGCUCAAACAACUUAGAGAAUAUUCAGUAUCCAUCCAAAUGAUCCAAUUUAAUCAUACAACAGAAAAACGGUACAACCUUAUAAAGGCCCAUAAGUAACGAUAAAACCUCCAAGACACACACACCCCUCCAAAGCAAAAAAACAAACCCUAGACGCGUUAUCAAUGGCCGAGUCCUCAAACAAAACCUGGCGACACCGGCGGAACGUGACUAGGCCCAGAAAAGCAAAGAAACAAACCCUACCGGCGAUAUCAGAGUCAGAAUCACUGCGAGGAGGCCGGAACUGGAUUGACCUUCCGGACGACGUCACCGCUUCGAUUCUGUCACAGCUGUCAAUGUUCGACAUCCUGGAGAGGGCUCAGAAGGUGUGCCUGACGUGGCGCAGAAUCUGUAAGGACCCUAUGACUUGGCGCGCCAUCCACAUGGAGUUCCAUAUUCAUCUGCGCCAACAAAAAAUUGAAGGAAAUUUCACUUCCGGCAAAAGAAACAAGCAUCUGCGCAAAUUCCACAACUUCAAUGUGCAUAAGAUGUGCCACCACGCCAUUGAUCUUAGCUGUGGCAAUCUCGUAGAUAUCAGUAUCCGGAACUGUGGCACAGAUGAGCUCCUUGAGCAUAUGACUGAUAGUUCGAGGGGAAUCAGACGCCUCAGUAUUGUGUUUUCAGCUUACAUAACAAUGAAGGGACUGAGUAAAGUGGCUUCGAAGCUUCCGAUGUUGGAGGAUCUUGCAAUCUCAUACACCCCACGGAUUAGUAAAAGUUUCGGAGUCUUACACAGUUGUGAAUAUCUUGAAGUGAUUGGCCGUUCUUGCCCUCUUUUGAAAUCUUUGAAAUUGAACAUGCACCCCGGGGGUAUGUUCAACAGCAUAGACAAUGACGAUGCAUUUGCGAUAGCCAGAACAAUGCAUGGGUUAAAGAACCUCCAGCUUUUUGGAAAUUGGAUGAAUCAUCAGGGAUUGCACGCCAUUCUUGUAGGUUGUCCGCAUCUUGAGUCACUUGAUCUCCGUCAAUGUACACAUCUUUAUCUGAAUAGUAAGGGAUGGGGAUGGCGCGCCAUUCGUGAAGGUUGUUCAUCACAUCUUCAAGAUUUGACAACAAGACGUUUUGAACAAAUUACAAAACUGUGGCUUCCUGACGAUUCUGUACAUGACUAUGAGCAUCUUGCCAUUGAUAAAAUUGAAAACAGACAAUACGAAGAGUAUAAUAAAGAUAUAAUGAUCUAGCCUAGAUAUAGGUUAGAAAUCUUUUUGAAUCAUUUAAUUAGAUAUUGGUGAAGCUUAA